GGGUCGCCCAGCCGGUCCGACCGGCCUCGGCAACGCGCGCGGGGCGCCGGGCUGGGCAACUGAGGGGUGCAGGGAAGGGAGCCGCCAGGAGCCUGCCUGGGCGGGAAGAAGAGCGCAGGCCGCGGAGGAGAAGGAUGGGAGCGAGACCCCGCUGAGGCCAGCGGGGGGCCACUGGCUGGGAUCGACAUGUGUCUGCGCUUAGGUGGCCUGGAUGUGGCUGAGUUCCGGAAGGUGCUGAUGAAGACGGGUCUGGUGCUGGUAGUGCUGGGUCACGUGAGCUUCAUUGCAGCCGCAGUGCUCCAUGGUACCAUGCUGCGCUUCGUGGCCGCCACCAGUGACGCUGUGGUUCUUCAGUACUGCGCGGUGGACAUCCUCUCCGUCACCUCUGCCAUUGUGGUCAUCGUUGCGGGAAUUUCGGCCAUUGUCUUGUCACGCUACCUCCCCAGCACCCCCUUGCGCUGGACCGUGUUUAGCUUGAGUGUGGCCUGUGCUCUUCUCUCCCUGACCUGUGCCCUUGGACUCGUGUCCAACAUUGCUGUGACCUUCGCCACCAAGGGCGAGGCACUGUUGGCAGCCUGUACUUUUGAGAACCCUGAACUCCCAACCCUGGCACCUGACUGUCCUUUUGACCCAACUCGAAUUUAUAGCUCUAGUCUGUGCCUCUGGGCCAUCUCCCUCAUAUUCUGUCUGGCGGAGAGCAUGUCUGCCGUGCGCUGCGCCCAGCUUGUGCAUCAACUACUGGAACUGAGGCCCUGGUGGGGGAAAAACUAUCACCACACGAUCCAAGCAAGCCCAGAGCCCCUGGAUGGCCAUGACCUACUGAGUUGCGCCAGCUCUUGCGGCUGACCCUCUGACACCUCGACAGUGCCAUGGCUACUGAGGCACGUGACCACACCUGCACUGACCAGUGCCCAGACAGCCAUGGAAGCUUAGCUGGAUCCAGGAUCCCUAGAGCAAGCCCAAGAAAGAUCAAUGGACUCCUGGGGACAUGGGCGAGAGAGCUUGGCACGCCCUCCCCUGGUCACCAAGCACAAUGCGCUGAAACAAGACUUUAUUUUGAAGUUAUUAAAAAGAACAAAGAUGCUC
Arvicanthis niloticus (Nile rat) is the source of this 1086-nucleotide messenger RNA. RefSeq names its product transmembrane protein 54 (gene Tmem54). The record is from RefSeq and is a predicted model, not a curated record. Lineage: Eukaryota; Metazoa; Chordata; Mammalia; Rodentia; Muridae.